GCAGCCAGACGGACCAGGGGAGGUCUGACGACAGCAGCUCCUUCUCAGAGCUCAGAACUGAUCUGCAACCACAGCCUCACUCUGAAAGUUUGGAAACGCAGCAUGGCAGGAACGUCCAGGAGGUCCAGGAUGGAGGGCUGCAGGUCCACAGUGUUGUAGCUCACAGAAGAGGAGCACAUUUGAGGACUGAGUUCACCUGUGGUUUCUGAUUCUGAUAUGAUGCCGUGGAGCCACUUUGGUCGGCAGCUGCUGUCGCUGGCGGCUCUUCUGGUGAUUGUAAACUGUGGAGGAGAUCAGCGGAGGGAAAGCAGCAGCAGCAGCAGCAGCAAUAACAACUACAGCAACAGGCGCUUCCAUAAGAUCCAGCAUGGCCAGUGCACCUACACCUUCAUCCUGCCCGAAGCCGACGGGGCUGCCGGGUCCUGCAGAGAGGCCAAAGCCAGCAGCAGCAGCUCCCAGUACGAUGCCAACUCUCUGCAGAGAGACGCUCCGCCGGAACCCGAGUUCCCCAACCAGAAGAUCCAGCAGCUGGAGCACAUCAUGGAGAACUACACCCAGUGGCUGCAGAAGAUCGAGAACUACAUCAAGGAGAGCAUGAAGACGGAGAUGGCUCAGCUGCAGCAGAGCGCCGUCCACAACCACACGGCCGCCAUGUUGGAAAUGGGAACCAACCUUCUUUCUCAGACGGCCGAACAAACACGGAAGCUAACGGAUGUCGAGACUCAGGUUCUGAAUCAAACGUCCAGACUUGAGAUCCAGCUGCUUGAAAAUUCUCUUUCCACCAACAAGUUGGAGAAAGAGUUGAUGGUCCAAACCAAUGAAAUCAGCAAACUGCAUGACAAGAACAGCCUGCUGGAGCAGAAGAUGCUGGACAUGGAGGUCCGUCACCGGGAGGAGCUGGAGACCUUGAGGCAGGAGAAGGGAAGCCUGCAGACCCUGGUGGGCCGACAGAGCGGAGUGAUCCGAGAGCUGGAGGCCCAACUGAGCCGGGCCACGGGGAACAGCACGGCCCUACAGAGGCAGCAGCAGGAGAUGAUGGACACCGUCCACAACCUCCUCAACCUCUGCUCCAAAGACGGAGUGGUUCCAAACAGCACGAAGGUCGUGGACGAAGAGAAGAAGUUCAGAGACUGUGCCGACCUCUACCAGGACGGUUUCCAUAAGAACGGCGUCUACACCAUUCACAUCAACCAGCAGGACACCAAGAAGGUGUAUUGCAACAUGGAAACAGCCGGCGGCGGGUGGACGGUGAUCCAGCGGCGGGAGGACGGCAGCGUGGACUUCCAGAGGACGUGGAAGGAGUAUAAGAUGGGCUUUGGGAGCAUGUCUGCAGAGCACUGGUUGGGUAAUGAGUACGUUUACCAGCUGACCAGCCAGAGGCAGUACGCCCUCCGAGUGGAGCUGACCGACUGGGACGGACAUCAGGCCUUCUCCCUGUACGACCGCUUCCAGAUCGGCAGCGAGAAGCAGAACUACAGGUUGUUUCUGAAGAGCCACAGUGGGACUGCCGGCCGACAGAGCAGUCUGGUGAUCCACGGAGCCGACUUCAGCACUAAGGACAUGGACAAUGACAACUGCAUGUGCAAGUGUGCCCUCAUGCUAACUGGCGGUUGGUGGUUCGACGCCUGCGGUCCGUCCAACCUCAACGGGAUGUAUUUCACUCACGGCCAGCAUGUGGGGAAGCUGAACGGCAUCAAGUGGCACUACUUCAAAGGACCGAGCUACUCGCUGAAGGCCACGGCCAUGAUGGUGCGCCCGCUGGACUUCUCCUAGUCCUCACCUUCACUUCCCGUUCAGCCUCACCUGGAGGCGUCCAGCCGAUGUUUCAUGGAGGAGCUUUUAAACUCACGGACUGACAGGAAGCAGCCGUGAGGACGAAGACGUGAAGGACCUGAACUGGUUAAACUGAGCUCAGGUUGCCGGGGCAACGAGCGGCGCCGAUAUUUUUACAUCGUCAACUGAACUCUUUGAGCAGCAGAGACUGAAAACCUGCAGGACAGAAAGAUUUUUUUACUCAAACGUUGCAGAAGCAUAAAUACUGCGACUGUGUUAUAUUUUGUGUAUCGUUUUUGUGUUUUGUUAUCCCAGCAGUACCCAAAGUGAAUGAAUGGAUGUGUUUUGUACUGAACAGUAACGGUCCUGCAGUCGGUAAGAAUUACGGUAAUUAUAAACUUUCUGCUCUGACCGAGUGAUUAUUGUUUCUGGAGCUCCACAUGUGAGGUUAUUAUUGGACUCUCUUUGUCUCCUGGCCGAGAAACGACUCAAACCUGCCAAAGUUCAGACGGUGAGCGAUCGUCUUACCUCCAGAAAAGACGAGGACAUUCAUUCAGAUUAACGGUGUGACGGCAGCAGGACGCAGAAAACUGUGAUCUACGAGGUUUUCCACCCCACAGGAAGAACGUUUACUGUGUACACAUGCAGUAAAACUUACUUUGGUCUAAGUUUUGCUCCUCUUUGUGUCAUUUUCAUGUCAGUUUAGCAUCUUUCUCUGUCAUUUUUGUGUCUCUCUGUGCAAUUUCUGCUUCUUUUUUGGUCAUUUUGCCAUCUUUCGUGCCUCUUUUUUGUCUUUUAGCGUUAUUUUAUCACAUCAUUGUGUCAUUUUGUGUGUGUUUUCUUGUCUUUGUCAUUUUAGCAUCAUUUCUGUUACUUUUGUGUCUUCCUGUGUCAUUUUUAUAUGACUUUAGAGUCUUUUGUGUUUUGUUUGUGCCAUUUUUGCUUUCUUUUUGAGUCUUUUUCAGACAUUUUCGUGUCUUUUUGUGUCACUUUUGCAACACAACACAUCAUUUUUGUCUUUGUGUUCCAUUUUAAUGUCAUUUUAGCAUCUUUUGUGUCUCUUUUGUGUCAGUUUGGCUUCUUUUUGUGUCUUUUUAUGCCAUUUUGUUUGUUUUUGUGACAUUUUCAUGUCAUUUUAGCAUCUUUUGCAUUUCAUAUGUGUCAUGUUUACCCCUUUUCGUGCCAAUUUUGCUUCUUUUUUGUCCUUUUUGCUGCUUUUAUGUCAUUUCAUAUCAUUUUAUCUUUUUUCUGUCAUUUUGCUUCUUUUUGUGUCUUUUUAUCAUCUUUUGUGCCUGUUUUAUGCCCUUUUGUAUCUUUUUUUGCGUUAUUUUAACACAUUUUUGUGCGUUUUUUCUUGUCCUUAUGUCAUUUUAGCAUAAUUUCUGUCACUUUUUUGUCUUGUUAUGUCAUUUUCAUGUCAUUUUACCAUCUUUUGUGUCUUUUUGUGUCAUGAAAGCAUAAAUUCUGUCACUUUUGUGUCUUGUCAUUUUUGUCAUUUUAUCAUCUUUUGUGUUUUGUUUGUCAUUUUUGCUUCCUUUUUGAGUCUUUCUCUGACAUUUUCAUGUCUUUUUGUGUCUUAGUGUGUCACUUUUGCAACACAACACAUCAUUUCUGUCAGUUUUUUGUCUUUGUGUUCCAUUUUCAUGUCAUUUUAGCAUCUUUUGUGUCUCUUUUGUGUCAAUUUUGCUUCUUUUUGUGUCUUUUUGGGCCAUUUUUGCUUCUUUUGUGUCACUUCAUGUCAUUUUAGCAUUUUUCUGUGUCAGUUUCCUUCUUUUGUGUCUUUCUGUGCCAUUUUCUUUUUGUAGCUCACAGAUAAACAGUUUAAGGAGGGUUGGAAAUCCAAUAAUUCUUUAUGUUUUACCGGUCUCUGGCUCUGAUGAGUGGUGUCAUUUUGGCUUCUUUUUGUGUCUCUCUCUGUGAUUUCUGUGUCUUUUUUGUCAUUUUUCCUCUUUUUUGCCUCUUUUGUGUCAUUCUGUUGUCAUCUUAGCACAUUUUUGUGCUUUGUGCUUCAUUAAAUGCUUAUAUUAAGCCGACGUCUCAUGAAAACUGAGGUUGGGGGUCGUUUCGUCGUGUCGGAUUCAUCGUGUUUCCACAUCAUUAAUCACAUCCAGAACAUUAUGAAUCCAGUUUCUGUUUCCCAUCAGCGUAGAAAGCGGGGGAAAAAAGAAGUUUGGACACAAGGCAUGAAAUUAACGAUUCCACCGACUGAUCCGUGUGAACACGUAUUUCACAACAACACAAUCUACUGUGGAGGUACGAGAUAAAGUGUAUCUGGAGCCUGUAAAAGUACAAUUGACAUGUUUAUUAUCGCACUAAGAGGCUGUAAUUUAACAGCAGGGAAGAAAAAGAAGAAGAAAACGUGUAAGUUGGAGUAAUAACCUGGAAAAAUGUGCUCCGAUAACUCUGCUUUUACCUCACUACGUUGUGCAGAUUUAUUUAAACCUCUUUCCUAACAUGUGGUCAGUUUUGUGUUGCUGGAUUGAAUAAAGGAGCAUGAGAUGCACUAAUGUUUUCA
This is a messenger RNA of Acanthochromis polyacanthus (spiny chromis), 4288 nucleotides long. It is a transcript of the gene angpt1, whose product is annotated as angiopoietin 1. NCBI's taxonomy places the organism in Eukaryota, Metazoa, Chordata, Actinopteri, Pomacentridae. Gene Ontology annotation, biological process: angiogenesis; Tie signaling pathway. The coding region runs from base 217 to 1773 and encodes 518 amino acids. The record is from RefSeq and is a predicted model, not a curated record. Gene Ontology annotation, molecular function: receptor tyrosine kinase binding. The transcript is spliced from 9 exons.